Messenger RNA from Vigna umbellata (rice bean), 5802 nucleotides. The record is from RefSeq and is a predicted model, not a curated record. Lineage: Eukaryota; Viridiplantae; Streptophyta; Magnoliopsida; Fabales; Fabaceae.
GACGUAGGAAGGGUUGGAGAAAGAUGUCUCAGUCUCAUGAAAAAACUCUGAUACUGAUCCAAAAAAUGGUGAAAGUGCCUCCACCAAAAGCACUUUUGUUGUUCAAUUCCUCAACCUAUGAGGGCCUUCAUCACACUCCUCACUCUAUCUCUUUCAUCUUAAACCAUCUCCUAUCCCAUGACAUGCUACCCCAAGCUCAAUCUCUUAUCUUGCGUCUAAUCUCUGGUCGAAUCCCCUUCUACACAUUCUCUCCCUCCUCCUUAAUACCUCAACUAACACAAGCCCAUUUCACCUCUUCUUCAACUUAUGCUCCUCUCUAUGAAACAAUUGUCAAUGCUUAUGUUCAUUCUCACUCCCCUGAUCAGGCCCUCACUUUUCUACACCAGAUGAUUCACAAGGGUCAUCUUCCUACAUCAAACACCUUCAACAAUCUUCUGUGCUCGCUCGUUAGGUCAAACUGUUUCGAUAAAGCUUGGUGGGUUUUUAACCAAUUCAAGAUUAAAGUUGUUAUGGAUGUCUACACAUUUGGGAUUAUGAUCAAAGGUUGUUGUGAGGUUGGUGACUUAAUGAAAGGGUUUCGGCUUGUGACCAUGUUGGAGGAGUUUGGUUUGUCUCCUAAUGUUGUUAUAUACACUACGUUGAUUGAUGGGUGCUGCAAGAAUGGAGAUGUCAUGCUGGCGAAGAAGUUGUUUUGCAAGAUGGAUAGGUUGGGUGUAGUUGCUAAUCAACAUACUUAUAGUGUCUUAAUGAACGGGUUUUUCAAACAAGGACUUCAAAGGGAAGGGUUUCAGAUGUAUGAGAAUAUGAAGCAAAGUGGAAUAGUGCCAAAUGUUUAUUCCUACAGCUGUGUGAUUGGAGAAUAUUGUAAUGGUGGGAUGGUGGAUAAAGCUUUUAAGGUGUUUGGUGAAAUGCGUGAGAAAGGUGUUAUGUGUGGGGUUAUGACAUAUAACAUUUUAAUAGGUGGGCUGUGUCGAGGGAAGAAGUUCGGUGAAGCAAUAAAGUUAGUUCAUCGAUUGAGCAAAGUUGGCCUCAGUCCUAACAUUGUUACAUACAAUAUACUGAUCAACGGUUUUUGUGGUGUUGGAAAAAUAGACACUGCUGUUAGAUUAUUCAGUCAAUUGAAGUCAAAUGGACUUUCACCAACUUUAGUAACCUAUAAUACUCUGAUUGCAGGGUAUUGUAAGGUUGAGAAUUUAACUGGAGCUCUUAGCUUGGUCAAGGAAAUGGAAGAGAGAUGUUUUGCUCCUUCCAAAGUGACAUAUACGAUUCUGAUUGAUGCUUUUGCAAGACUAAAUCAUAUGGAAAAAGCACGCAAAAUGCAUGCUUUAAUGGAGAAGUCUGGUUUGGUUCCAGACGUACACACAUACAGUGUCUUAAUACAUGGGUUAUGUAAAACUGGUAACAUGAAAGAAGCCUCAAAACUAUUCAAAUCAUUGGGGGAGCUGCAUUUCGAACCAAACAAUGUUAUAUUUAACAUGAUGAUUCAUGGUUACUGCAAAGAAGGAAGCUCUUACAGGGCUUUUAGGCUACUCAAUGAAAUGGUUCACAAUGGAAUGGUCCCCAAUGUGGCCAGUUUUUGCUCAACCAUAGGGCUUCUUUGCAAUGAUGGAAAGUGGAAGGAAGCAGAGUUUCUCUUAGAAAAGAUGAUAAAUUCAGGACUAAAGCCAACGGUUUCUUUAUACAAUAUGGUUUACAAAGAAAAGAUCAACGUUUAUAAAGCUUGGUGGGUUUUUAACCAAUUCAAGAUUAAAGUUGUUAUGGAUGCCUACACAUUUGGGAUUAUGAUCAAAGGUUGUUGUGAGGUUGGUGACUUAAUGAAAGGGUUUCGGCUUGUGACCAUGUUGGAGGAGUUUGGUUUGUCUCCUAAUGUUGUUAUAUACACUACGUUGAUUGAUGGGUGCUGCAAGAAUGGAGAUGUCAUGCUGGCGAAGAAGUUGUUUUGCAAGAUGGAUAGGUUGGGUGUAGUUGCUAAUCAACAUACUUAUAGUGUCUUAAUGAACGGGUUUUUCAAACAAGGACUUCAAAGGGAAGGGUUUCAAAUGUAUGAGAAUAUGAAGCAAAGUGGAAUAGUGCCAAAUGUUUAUUCCUACAGCUGUGUGAUUGGAGAAUAUUGUAAUGGUGGGAUGGUGGAUAAAGCUUUUAAGGUGUUUGGUGAAAUGCGUGAGAAAGGUGUUAUGUGUGGGGUUAUGACAUAUAACAUUUUAAUAGGUGGGCUGUGUCGAGGGAAGAAGUUCGGUGAAGCAAUAAAGUUAGUUCAUCGAUUGAGCAAAGUUGGCCUCAGUCCUAACAUUGUUACAUACAAUAUACUGAUCAACGGUUUUUGUGGUGUUGGAAAAAUAGACACUGCUGUUAGAUUAUUCAGUCAAUUGAAGUCAAAUGGACUUUCACCAACUUUAGUAACCUAUAAUACUCUGAUUGCAGGGUAUUGUAAGGUUGAGAAUUUAACUGGAGCUCUUAGCUUGGUCAAGGAAAUGGAAGAGAGAUGUUUUGCUCCUUCCAAAGUGACAUAUACCAUUCUGAUUGAUGCUUUUGCAAGACUAAAUCAUAUGGAAAAAGCACGCAAAAUGCAUGCUUUAAUGGAGAAGUCUGGUUUGGUUCCAGACGUACACACAUACAGUGUCUUAAUACAUGGGUUAUGUAAAACUGGUAACAUGAAAGAAGCCUCAAAACUAUUCAAAUCAUUGGGGGAGCUGCAUUUCGAACCAAACAAUGUUAUAUAUAACAUGAUGAUUCAUGGUUACUGCAAAGAAGGAAGCUCUUACAGGGCUUUUAGGCUACUCAAUGAAAUGGUUCACAAUGGAAUGGUCCCUAAUGUGGCCAGUUUUUGCUCAACCAUAGGGCUUCUUUGCAAUGAUGGAAAGUGGAAGGAAGCAGAGUUUCUCUUAGAAAAGAUGAUAAAUUCAGGACUAAAGCCAACGGUUUCUUUAUACAAUAUGGUUUACAAAGAAAAGAUCAACGUUUAGAAUGCCGAACAUGGUUUAGAUCGUCAGGGCCUGUCCCCGAAGGCCACUACUUUAACUGGGUUAGUAAUGACAUAGUGCCGUGUACUCUUUUAUAGCAGGCUAAACUUUCUACAUCCCGCAAAUGUAUUCAUUCAUCUUGGAAUGCAUCUUUUACAUUUAAAAGAAGUUCAUUUCAAAAUAACUGAAAGUACUCAAAAAAUUGAUAGAGCGCUGGAAAAAACACCCUUUAUAGCAUGUCAGCCAUAUGUUCUACACCACAAUUGGCCUAGGAACUCCCCAAAACAACACGGAUCUAGCCAUUGAUCUUGGAGGAGAGAACCUCUGGCACGACUGCAGCACAAAAUGCUAUAAUUCUUCCUCCAACCGUAAAGUUGUUUGUGAGUCAAAGAAAUGCCCCAAAAACGCUUCAUCCAUUGCCACUGGCUGCAUUGACACUUAUAAACCAGUGCACUUGAGAGAGCAAUUGGCUUCAGUAUGAGCUGGAUGAGAUGAUUGGCAGAAUUGGAGAAAGUGCAGCUGCUGUGAAGGCUUGCAAGCCUGCUGCCACGCUGGAUAACUGAAGUCAAAGCUGUCUAUUUGUAUUGUGCUUAGUUGUCAAGCUUACCUGGACAAGCGGUCAAAGAACUCUAAGAGGCAAAUUUAAGAAGCUGGCUGACUUGUUACCUGGAAAAACUGAAGCAGAAGCAUACUGUGAGGACUGAUUGCACGGGAAGCUAACUUGUUCUUGGCACUAAGCUGACCUGCUAUAGACAGUAUCUUGGUAGUUGAUUAGUUACUUAGGUAGUUAGCUAUAUAAGGACUGUAAUAGAGGUAUUAGAAACGUGACACUACAUAUUUAGACACUCUUACAUUCUGCAUUUUACAGCUUUUCUUAGAGUAGAACGUUUUCUCUCAAGUUCUUUAUUUGUUUUUCUACUCACGUUAUUGACGAUCUAUAUUGGCUCUGCUCUAUUGUUGAGGUUUUUAACGAAAUCAUCAUAGCUCCCAACAGUAGACGCUGGCCAGGGUUUGGAUCGUCAUGGCCUGUCCCCGAAGGCCCUGUUCUUUAACUGGGUUAAUAAUGACAGUGCUGCGUAGUCUCUUUUAUAACAGCCUAAACUUUCUACACCCCGCAAAUGUAGAAGAAGUUCAUUUCAAAAUAAACGAAAAUACUCAAAAAAUUGAUGUGGCGCUGGAAGAAACACCCUUUAUAGCAUGUCAGCCAUAGCCAAUGGGAGGGAUCGUUUAUAUUUGAUGAGACAUGGCAGGGUAGGUUGUUGGGAUUUUAAUUUCAUAUCCAGGGAUCUUUAGUUCGCAGAUCUACCCAUUUUGACAAAAAAGUAUGGUCAUUAAGAUUAUACCUACACAUUGGAAGUGCUUUGCUAUUAAAACCUAGUCCACAUUUUGAACGGCGCAGAGCAAUCCCUUUAGCUAAUGCUCACAGUGGCUCCAUCUUCUCCUCCUGCAGUCAUUCAUUUCAUCCUCCUCUCGGUAACCCUUCUCUCAGUUUCCUGUCUACCCUUACCACUUGAAUCGACAUCCAAAGCAAAAACCCCUCGUCUUGCCAAUUAAGAAAGACCCAGAAACCAAUGUGUUCUACACCACAAUUGGCCUAGGAACUCCCCAACACAACACAGAUCUCGCCAUUGAUCUUGGCGGAGAGAACCUCUGGCACGACUGCAGCACAAAACGCUACAACUCUUCCUCCAAGUGUAUAGUUGUCUGAGUCAAAGAAAUGCCCCUAAAACGCUUCAUGCAUUGCCACUGGCUGCAUUGGCCCUUAUAAACCAGGUUGUGCAAUCAACGAUUGUGUUAUGACAAUGAGCAACCCAUUAGGUCAAUUCAGAACCAGCAAUUCAAUGGUCGAGGACGUGAUAUCCUUGCCUCCCACAUACGUACCUGGCUUUCUUGCUGGCUGCGUUGAUCUGGAUGUUGACAUCUCUGACCGUGCUUUGCAAGGUUUACCCAAAAGAACCAUAGGGAUCGUAGGCUUUUCACGGUCAAAACUUUCAUUUCCAUCACAACUUGUUUUGGCUAAUAAGCUUCCUCCCAUCUUCUUUCUCUGCUUCCCUUCAAAUAACUUGAAAGGAUUUGGUAAGAUCUUCAUUGGAGCUGCUGCUGGUGGCCAUUCUCAACUUGAAUCCAAGUUUCUCCAAAACAUCGCCCUUGUUGUCAACCCCGUUGCCACUACUGCUGUGUCUAUAGAGGUGCGCCCUCUAUCGAAUACUUCAUUGAUGUGAGAUCAAUAAAGAUCGAUGGCCAUGUUGUCAACUUAAACCCUUCUCUGCUGUCCAUUGACAAGAAUGGAAAUGGGGGUACGAAAAUCAGCACUGUGACUCCAUGGACUGAAUUGCAUAGUUUUCUCUACAAACCUUUUGUGCAAGAUUUUGUGAAGAAGGCAGCAGGAAGGAGAAUGAAGAGAGUGGCAUCAGAGGCACCGUUUGAUGCAUGCUUCGAUUCAAGCACCAUUGAGAAUUCUGUCACUGGUCUGGUUGUGCCAGUCAUUGACCUGGUGCUAGCUGGGGGAGUGGAGUGGAGUAUUCAUGGAGCCAAUUCCAUGGUGAUGGCAGGCAAAAAUGUUGCGUGUCUUGCAUUUGUAAAUGGAGGGAUGAAAGCAAAACUGUCUUCUGUUGAAACAUCUAUUAUUGAGGGGCAUCAGUUAGAGGACAAUCUUUUGGUGAUUGAUGAGGCUUCGUCAAGAUUAAGCUUUAGCUCCUCUCUUUUACUUCGAAACGUAACGUGCUCCCAUGUUUAAAUCGUGUUCUACAACAUUAAAAGCACAGGAGUUAUCUAUCACUCAUUGUCUGUCUUUUACGUCGUACUGUACAUCUUUGUAUACUAAUAAAGGCUCGUGGUUUUU